GCUCAUCACAACAACAACGACGAUUAGAUUAUGGAGAUAUUGAGCACGCACUCCCAAAAUUUAGCGGAGAUGACAUCUCAAUGUCCAUCACGGAUUUUAUUCGAGAUUUUGAGGAGGUUACUGAGGCGUCAGGGGCAGACGAUCGUUUCAGAUUGGUAGCACUCCGCCGUUGUUUGACCGGUACAGCUAAAGUUUUCUUAUCAUCUACAACAGCUCUAAAUUAUGGAGCACUUAAAAAAGCUCUAGAGAUGGAGUUUAGUGUACCAGUCACCAGAAAUGAAGUUUAUAAAAUGUUAGCACAACGGCGCUGGGACAAGAAAAAAGAAUCAUUGCACUGCUAUGUACUAGCUAUGCAGGCCAUAGCAAAGCGGGCAAAGGUGGAAGAACAAGAGGUAAUCGAGUUUGUAAUCGAUGGAAUAAGGAACAUUGUGCCCAAUGCACACUUGCUGCUACCUGCCAGGACCCUUGCCGAACUAAAAACAUUAAUUCAAAGGUAUGAGAGGAAAUAUUUGGUGAGCGACGUGUUGGCCACAACAAGACGCCGGCAAGCUACAAAGACGGUCGAGGACGCCAAACAAAAAUGUUACAACUGCUCGAGAGAUGGGCAUAUCAAGCCCAACUGCCCUUACCCAUUAAGACCAGACGGGUCCUGCUUUCGUUGUUGGCGAAUGGGCCAUGACCAUCGCUCAUGCCCGAAUCCAGCAAAAAUCCUCAAACCAAAAACGCAGGUUGCAUCAGUAAUGGAAGGCGGAGACGAUGAGUCUUACGAUGUAAAUACAUAUAACUUUUCCGGUUAGUUUUAUUGAUGGUCACGGGUCCCAAAACAACUGGUCGAGUACAAGAAUUUUCAAAAUACGAACACGCCCAAAUACAAAGGAAUUGGGGGCAAUCAAAUAAAUAUUAUUUCAAAAAUUAAAUGCCUUGUAAAAUUUAAUAACAGAAUUAAUAAAAUUGAAUUAAAUGUUAUAUCAGAUGAAGAUAUGGUAGUACCUGUUAUUAUGGGACGUGACUUUCUGCACAAAUUUCAUAUUAGACUUAAGUACGCUAAGAAAGGAUAUACAAAAUCCAAAUU
Messenger RNA from Rhagoletis zephyria (snowberry fruit fly), 1072 nucleotides. RefSeq lists its product as uncharacterized. Lineage: Eukaryota; Metazoa; Arthropoda; Insecta; Diptera; Tephritidae. The record is from RefSeq and is a predicted model, not a curated record. Gene Ontology annotation, molecular function: zinc ion binding; nucleic acid binding.